AUGUCGGACGGAUUCGCCACCAAGGACGAGGUGGACACCGUGUUUCUGCGGUUGAAACAGAACCCCGCCAACCAGACGUGUUUCGACUGUGCCAACAAAAACCCGACCUGGACGUCGAUCCCCUUUGGCAUCUUGCUCUGUCUCGAGUGUUCCGCCGUGCACCGCAAUCUCGGCGUGCACAUCACGUUUGUGAAAUCGCUGAAUUUGGACCAAUGGCAGCGCAUCCAGUUGCGCCACUUCAAGUUCGGCGGCAACGCGGUGGCGGCGGAUUUCUACAAGAAAAACGGCGGCUCGCAGUUCCUCAAUGCGGGGGCCGAUCCCAACGCCAAGUACACUAGCCCCGUGGCCCGCAAGUACAAGGACAAGUUGAAAAAGACCGCGCAGCAGGACGCGUUGAAACAUCCGGAUGUGGUCACGCUAGAAGACGACCUGGACUCGUUGUCGUUGGUGGGCAGCUCGUCGAACGCGGCCUCCACCGACGAUUUCUUCUCCAACUGGACCAAGCCCGCCACAGACACGCCCUCUCCGUUGCAGUCGCGCCUGGCCACGCCCAGUCUCGUAGACGACGCGAUGCCCGGCGCAAAAAAGACGCUGGCGCCGCGCCCCGCCGCCAGAACCAGCCGAGCCUCGGCUUCCGCGGCCAAAAGCUCCAUUUUGUCCUCCAAGGGCAACGGGCCCAAGACCACGCGUGCCCGGCGCGUCAACAAAACCACCGAGGAGAUCGACUUCGACGAGAUCGAGAGAAAGGCCAAGCAGGAGGCCGAGGAGGCUAAGAGAUUGGGGUACAACCCGCAGGCCAGCACCUCCUCCUCGCCGGCCGCUCCUGCGCAGGCGCCCCGGCCUUCCGUUUUGGCCUUGGGCAGCACCUCGGCGGCCCCUGCAGCCCCCGUCCAGGACACCACCCCCAAGCUCCAGAAAUUGGGCUUUGGCAUGGUGCAGGGCGAAAACAAAGUCGAGCUGGCCAGCACCAAGAAGUACAAGGAGGUCCAGUACACCGGCAAUGUGGCCAACAAGUACGGCACACAGAAGGGCAUUUCUUCGGACGAGUUCUUCGGUAGAGGCCCCCAGUUUGAUGAGGGCGCAAAGGCAGAGGCCCGCCAGAAGCUCCUGGCUUUUAGCGGCGCCCAGUCAAUUUCGUCGAGCUCGUACUUCGGCGAGGACGAGGCGCAGGGGGCACAGCAGGCCGGCAGCCGGCAGGGCGACGGCCUCGGCUUGUCGGAUAUAGAGUCUGCCGCACGUGACUUUGCCUCCCGGUUCAGUGGGAACGCCAACCAGGACUUGGAGGUGUUGAAAGAUGCGUUGGAAGAUGGAGCCACCAAGCUUGGCGGUCUUUUGAGGGACAUUUUACGCUGA
This is a messenger RNA of Metschnikowia bicuspidata var. bicuspidata NRRL YB-4993, 1353 nucleotides long. RefSeq names its product ADP-ribosylation factor GTPase-activating protein (gene GLO3). The transcript has a single exon. Gene Ontology annotation, biological process: COPI coating of Golgi vesicle. NCBI's taxonomy places the organism in Eukaryota, Fungi, Ascomycota, Pichiomycetes, Serinales, Metschnikowiaceae. The coding region runs from base 1 to 1353 and encodes 450 amino acids. The record is from RefSeq and is a predicted model, not a curated record. Gene Ontology annotation, molecular function: GTPase activator activity.